This is a messenger RNA of Schizosaccharomyces osmophilus, 876 nucleotides long. RefSeq names its product mitochondrial Cox1 translational activator Tac1 (gene tac1). The coding region runs from base 1 to 876 and encodes 291 amino acids. Lineage: Eukaryota; Fungi; Ascomycota; Schizosaccharomycetes; Schizosaccharomycetales; Schizosaccharomycetaceae. The record is from RefSeq and is a predicted model, not a curated record. The transcript is spliced from 3 exons. Gene Ontology annotation, cellular component: mitochondrion.
AUGAAUCUAUUAAGAAACCUUUUUUCACCACCUCGGCUGAGGACCCUAGCGUGCUACAAAACAUUUUCCUCAUCUGCUUGGGCAUGGUCAGGACAUAAUAAAUGGUCCAAAAUCAAGCACAAGAAAACUGCAAAUGACCAAGCACGUAGUAAACAAGUCGGAAAGAUUUCGCAGGGUAUUACAAUGGCCGUACGAACAGAAGGCACUAAUCCCGAUAUGAAUAUUCGACUGGCUACGCUUUUAGAACAAGCGCGCAAAAACUCCAUCCCAAAAAGUGUCAUAGAAACGGCAAUGAAAAGAGGUUCAGGUGGAGGAGGAGCUGAUGGUAUUAUCAUGCAAGCUCUUGAUUACGAGGGAAUGCAUCCAUCAGGCGUUGGAUUUAUUGUCGAAACAAUUACAGAUAAUAGAAGUCGUGCAGCAGCCAACAUUAAGCACAUUCUUAAAAAGCACAGUGCUUCAUUAUCAAAUGCAAAAUUUCUGUUUUCAAAGAAGGGAAAAGUUGAAAUGAAUCCACCUGCAGAUCGUCUUUCCAUGGAGCUUGGGAAUGUAUUGGACGAUGCGAUUGAAGCUGGAGCCGAGGACGUAGUCCAGAGACCCAAAGAAUUGGUAGAUGAAGAAGAUGAGGGUCAAUUUGUAAUUCUUGCCGAGCCUGCUUCCUUAAAUGAAGUUGCUCAAUAUUUUCGGUCGAAGAAUUACGAAAUUAAAGACUCUCGAAUGAUUUAUGUUCCAGUUUCCGACACAGCAAUUGACUUGCAGACAAACGAGCAAGCAAAAGAGCAAAUGCAAAAUCUAGUUGACGAUUUGUAUGACAUUGAAGAUGUUAUGUAUAUCCAUACAAGUGCCGCCAAUUCCCAUUAUUUACCCUUAAGCAGCUAA